Eupeodes corollae is the source of this 1113-nucleotide messenger RNA. RefSeq names its product odorant receptor 94a-like. Gene Ontology annotation, cellular component: plasma membrane. Bases 1 to 1113 code for a protein of 370 amino acids. The transcript has 5 exons. Gene Ontology annotation, molecular function: olfactory receptor activity; odorant binding. Gene Ontology annotation, biological process: detection of chemical stimulus involved in sensory perception of smell; sensory perception of smell. The record is from RefSeq and is a predicted model, not a curated record. NCBI's taxonomy places the organism in Eukaryota, Metazoa, Arthropoda, Insecta, Diptera, Syrphidae.
AUGGAUAAACUUGAUUUAGUUAAACCAAUAAGACUCUCCACCAGAAUUAUAAAAUUCCUCGGCUUAUGGAGACUCAACAACGAAUACAACUCACUUUACAGAAUCUACUCUUAUCUCCUGCACUUCUGCACAAUCUUCUCAACAACAACUUUUAUGUUGAUCAAAGUUGGAACAGCUAAAACCUUAGAAGAAUUCACUGAACCUCUAUUCCUUACUUUUACUAUGGUUGGUGCUUCGAUAAAAGUGAUAAACAUCCUACAUUUGAAUGAUGUAGCUGUUGAGUUGAUGGUUUUGAAAAAUGCCCUACGGAUGUUUUAUAUCGUGGCGUUAGUUUAUACGGGAGCAAGUUUUGCGGUUCUUCUCUUCGGAUCGAUUAUAAUUGCCUUUGGACAGAAGUGGGUGCUGCCCUAUCCAAUGUGGCUGCCGUUUGAAUAUCAAUACGAAUCAAAGUACUACUGGCUUGCUUAUGGCUAUCAAUUUGUGGGAUUACUCGUGGGAUGCUUGUCAAACGUAUCUCUCGACUUGUUGCAAUGCUUUUACCUGAGGAGUGUUUCUUUGAUAUAUUUCGUGAUUGGCAGUCGUUUGGGCGACAUUGUCAAUGAUUAUGCGGAUGUUUCUGACAGUUCUGAAAUGAAUUACAUCUUUUUGGAGAAAUUGAAAGAAAUAUUACGUUUACAUAAUUUUGCCAAAAAGUUAACAGAAAAUUGUCAACGAAUCUUAUCUUUGCCGAUUUUUGUUCAGGUUCUGUUCAGUGCGUUUGUCUUAUGUUUCACUGGAUACCGAUUGAGUUCUAUGUCAAUUACUGAAACUCCAGGUCGAUUUAUUGAAAUGAUAGAUUUUCUAUUUGUCAUGGGACUGCAAAUCUACUUACCUUGUUACUAUGGAAAUCAAAUAACUCUUGAAGCUGGCAAGUUGAGUGAUGCACUUUUUAGUUCGAAUUGGACAGUUUUACCUGUGAAAUCUAAGAAGAUUAUAUAUUUGUACAUGGAGUUUCUGAAAGAGCCAAUUUACGUUAAGGCAGGGAAAUUUUUUCAAAUCGGAAUACCAACCUUUGCAAAGACUGUUAAUAAUGCGUACAGCUUUUUCGCCGUUUUAAUUCGCGUGCAAAAAUAG